Molecule: messenger RNA, 819 nt
Organism: Daucus carota subsp. sativus
Lineage: Eukaryota; Viridiplantae; Streptophyta; Magnoliopsida; Apiales; Apiaceae
Product: putative germin-like protein 9-2
Exons: 1
Coding region: 65-709 (214 amino acids)
Cellular component (GO): cell wall
Molecular function (GO): manganese ion binding
Source: RefSeq, a predicted model, not a curated record
ACCAGAUAAGAAAGAAAGCAAGAACCUACAUUAACAUUAUUCAAAUUAUAAGUCUGUGAUCACCAUGGCAUCAGUAAAGUCUAUCCUUCAUCUUUUCAUGUUACUAGUCGCUACAUUCGCGACUAUUGAGAUAGCGGUGGCAGGUGAUCCAGAUAUCCUCACAGACUUCAUAGUUCCAGCAAACCUCACCUCAGGCAAUGGGACCUCAAUUGACGGAAACUUCUUUACUUUCACUGGCAUGAGAGUCCUGGUUGGCGGCGAAACACCCCCUGCUUUUAAGGUCUUGAAAGCAAGCAUGGCCGAGUUCCCAGCUCUGAAUGGUCAGAGUGUGAUGUAUGCUGCACUUCAGUUCCCCGCAGGGAGCACCAACCCUCCUCACACCCAUCCCCGUGCAUCAGAGCUUCUUUUUGUGGUCGAUGGAUCCUUAGAAGUUGGCUUCAUUGACACUACUAACAAACUCUACACCCAAACACUGCAAACUGGUGACAUGUUUGUUUUCCCCAAGGGACUGGUGCACUAUCAGUUCAAUGCUGAUGCGCAGAAGUCUGCUCUGGCCAUCUCUGGAUUCGGAAGCAGUAAUGCAGGAACUGUGUCGAUUCCAAGCACCGUGUUCGCCACUGGAAUCGAUGACAACAUCUUGGCCCUGUCUUUCAAAACUGAUGUGGCAACUAUUAAGAAGAUCAAGGCUGGUCUUGUCCCAAAGGCCUGAUUUAUUUAUUUUGUUGAAUAAUGAUUUAUUGAAGUUGUUCCUACAAUGCAGUAACCAUAUUAAAAAUCAAUAAAACAAUACAGGCAAAAAGAAAACUAUGCUCUUAAUUA